AUGUCUACAGUUGAUAGUCCUCCAGUCGCGAUUGCACCGCCAGACCCCCAAUCUAAUGAGCAGGCGGAGGCACCUGCACAUUCCCAGAGUGAUGCACCGCCAAGGGCACCUGGGAAGGGUAGUCGAAGUGUAGAUGCGUCGCCUGGACCCGAGACUGCGCCCGCGCCCACGCCCACGCCCACGCCCGCCGGUCCCUUCGACACGCCCCAGUCGCAGCCCAUGACUGCCACCGCGUCCACAUCCUCGUUACAGCCACCUCUCGAGAAUGGAGACAAUUCUACCUCCGGCCCCUACGGCACCCGCUCAAGAAAUCGAACAGGUGGCACUCGCCCAAACUACGCCGAGGACAGGGAGUUGGAUCUCGAAAUAGAGGCAUUGUCCAAACCCAGUCGCUCGAGUAAACGAUCUUCUGCCGCAGCGGUGGGCGAGCAGCAGCCUUCGCAAAUGGGCUUUGCAGCCGUCAAUAACGCCCAACACGACAAGACCUCCGAAAGCGCCUCUGCGGCUAAUGCAGCCACGCUCACCCCAGCAGCCGUGGCUCCUGCACCUUCGAAGAAGAGAAAACAUCCCGGGAGCAAUCAUACCGUGGCCGCAAACUCAACCAUGAGCAGCAGUUCCCGCGCGAGACCGGUCGCUUCGGUGCCUUUCAAGGGCUACGUGGAGACAAACAUGAUGAGUUUUAAGGGCUCUGGAUACAAGUUGAAUGAAAAAAACCAGUUGGUGGCCGAUGAUGGCACCCCAGUCCAGGCGAACGACCACGUCUACCUCAUCUGCGAGCCUCCGGGAGAACCCUACUACCUUGCCCGUAUCAUGGAGUUCCUGCACGCGAAGAACGACCCUGAAGGUCCCAUCGACGCCAUCCGGGUCAAUUGGUACUACCGCCCAAAAGACAUCUUGCGCAGAGUUCAAGAUACCCGGGUCGUGUUUGCGUCAAUGCAUUCCGACACGUGUCCCCUCACCUCGGUGCGAGGGAAAUGCAAUAUCCGCCAUCUCUCGGAAAUAUCUAAUAUGGAUGAAUACCGUGGCCAGCAAGAUUCAUUCUGGUUUGACAAGUUGUAUGACCGAUAUAUGCACCGGUACUACGAGGUCAUUCCGACCAGCAGGGUCGUCAACGUGCCUCAGCAUGUCAAGGCCGUCCUAGAUCAGCGCUGGAAAUUCGUCUUGGUGGAGAUUGGCCGCGGUCGUGAGCUGACCAGCGAGAGCAAAAAGUGUACAAAGUGUGAACAGUUUGCCAGUAAUCACGACUCGGUCGAUUGCGCAGUUUGCAAGCGGACAUAUCACAUGCAGUGCGUCCGACCCCCGCUACUGAAAAAGCCGGCUCGAGGUUUCGCUUGGGCCUGUGCUCAUUGUAGUCGGGCGCAGGAAAUAAAAAUGGAUUCUCGAAAUACGCCCGCAGGUUCAGACGUUGGGCAUGGGGAUGACGACGAUCCGAUGGAUGAGGACGAAGACGACAAUCAUCAACCCAAGAGCCGGGACACCCGUGAAAGCAGCAUCGCACCCGAGCCUCAUCCAGCGCCCACCAAGGAACAGAUUGCCCAGGCAAAUCUGUGGCCGUGGCGGUACCUGGGGGUUCACUCACGCGUUGAAGAUGCGCUAGACUACGACGACCGGAUAUACCCCCGAGCAAGUUCCAGGUUGGGUCCUCGGCAUCAAGCGAACGUCAAUGUGUGGCAUGGCCGCCCUAUUGAAUUGGUCAAGCCCGCCGAGAUCAAGCGAAAAUACUUGAAAAAUGCCCAUCACAUCAAAGGUAGUAAAGGCUCCAAGGAUACUGGCACGGACACCGACAAAGAUCAGAAGCUAAAACGCCCCAAAUGGGUAAUUGACGAACCAGUUGGCUACGUCCCUCGAGGGCAGGAUGAGCCGGUCGAAAUCAAGGGCAAAAAAGAACAUACUGCUCAAUUGCUAUUCAAGAUGCCGGAACUAGGACAACUCUCAGGGAGAGGUGGUGAUGACACGGGGGGACCGCUCGAUCCGGAGCGCUUGGUUGACGAAUACAUGACGAGGGUCAAACCAAUUGCUGCCAAAUACAAUCUGCUCGACUCGUCUGUGGACUUUCUCACCAAGGCAAUCGAAAAGCUGCACGAGCACGACUAUAAUGUCGAGAAAGCAUUAAAGGCUAUGACGGAACUCAGCCUGAAGAGCGACUUGAAACAGCCAGAGCUCACCCGUGACGAAAUUAAGCGUUUCGAGGAAGGUGUAGCCAAAUAUGGGAGUGAGCUACAUGCUGUAACUCGCCAUGUUGGGAGCGUCAAGGAAUCCCGGAUUGUUCGAUUCUACUAUAUGUGGAAGAAGACGGACAGGGGCCGACAGAUUUGGGGCAAUUUCGAGGGCCGACGUUCGAAGAAGGAAUCUAAACGAGCGGACAAGGAGGGCCACAACGCGCCCAAACUCCUGGACGAUGUUGCCGACGACCAGGACGACUCUGCCUUUGACGAUGAAAAGGCCGCGCAAAAGAAACGAGGAUUUGUUUGCAAGUUCUGUGGGACACACCAUUCUAGACAAUGGCGACGUGCGCCAGGGACGCCACCCGGCACACUAGUACCCAAAGAUCCAUCUGCAAAAAACAACAAAGACAAGAGCGGCUGGCUCACUUUGGCACUUUGUGGUCGAUGUGCCUAUCUCUGGCGCAAAUACGCCGUCCAGUACGAGGAUAUUGAAGAAAUCUCAAAGAAAAUCGCAUCUUCGGGAAGCAGGGCAGCAAAACGGAAAGUCGACGAAGAACUCCUGCGUCUCAUUCUUGAGGCGCAUCAGAUGUCAGGGGAUCCCAUCCCUCCGCGGGCUGUCGAUGAGGUCAAUAAGGCUGGCCUGGAAGUGCCCCAAAACAUCAUUCAACCGGAAGAACCUCCUAAGAAGAAGGGCAGACUCGACAAAGAUAUCACACAGUCAACUCCAGAUGUCGUCUCAGAAAAGAAGAAGGCCGCGCCCGAGAAACCACCGGAACCUGCUCCGAUCGAGCCGGAUCCUCCUAGGGUCAAGGUCCACCCUUGUGCCGUGUGCCGGGUUAUCGAAGCCCCUGGCCUGGAAUUGCUAAAGUGCCGUGACUGCAGGCUUCAUGUACAUGGCGCAUGCUAUGGUGUCGGGAAGAAGACAAACACCAAACCAUGGUUCUGCGAUAUGUGCAGAAACGACCACAAUCUCCAAGUCUCCACGACCUAUGAAUGCGUUCUGUGUCCUGUCAAGCUUACGCCUCAAGAUCUGAUGGAGCCUCUAAAACCAAGCCAUAAGAAGAGAACCGAUCGAGAACGCGAAAAGGAACGCAUCGAAAAAGAGAUUAUAGAAGAAGCUGGUCGCAGAUGGCGUAUGGAACAAGAAGCGGCAGGUCGUCCUGUCAACCCUCGUGAAGCUCUCAAAAGGACGGCCUGGAACAACUGGAUCCACAUUACUUGCGCUCUUUGGACCAAAGAGAUCAAGUUUGGCAACUCGGAAUUGCUUGAUGAUGCCGAAGGCGUGGGUUUCAUUCCCCCCGAGCGCUUUGAGCCGAUCUGCGUAAUAUGCAAAAUGUCGGGACUGCCUACGGUCAAAUGUCACGUUGCGACGUGCAACAACAAUUUCCACGUGGGCUGUGCGCAUCAAAACCAAUACACUUUUGGCUUCGAUGUGGCGCCGGUCAAGAGCAGUAGGCGCGACACGACCAAUGUCAUGAAACUCGGCACAGAAACUGGCAUUGUCACCGCAGCGAUCUGGUGCCCGUCGCAUGUGCCUGCAACUUGGGUGCACAAGAUGCUCGAAAUGACGGACACAGGGCUCACGGCCAUGCAAUUGUUCGCUCGCAAUUACAAGCAGGUAGACAACUCCGUUACGGGUACCGUCCGGCGAGCUGCGCAGUUUGCCACCAAUUUUGUAAGCUCUGCACCAGCAGUUCAACCACCUCAACGACGUGGAAGUACCGUCAACGGUGGGCCGAACGGCGCCGCCACUCACAGUGAGAGAAACGGCGGAACAAGUCUUCGGGCAUCUCCCGCAGCGGCCACCGCAGCAGCAGAAUCAUCAUUGGACUCAGACGUGGCAACGACUGAAGCAAACGAAAGCUCCAAGAAACGAAGCGGUGGUCAGAAAAAGUGCUGUACUUGUCUUGUGGAUGUGAGUCCCAGAUGGUGGCCUCUUCAGCAAGAACGAUCUCCAGCUCCGAACGGAACAGUGAUGGAAUCAGCUGCGGACCUGGUUCAAGUUAAUGGUUCACGGGAUACUAUUAUGACCAAUGGCUCCGUCGACGCUGAACCAGCCGACGGCACGGCUCUUGCAACAAUUGCUGGUGGCAGAGACCGAUGCAUCAUGUAUCAGUGCCACAAAUGUCAUGUUCUAAAGCGAACACCCCCAUCAUCGCCGUCACAAGUUAAACCUCGUGAGAAACCUGUGUCGUUGGAUCAGCCCCAAGAGCCAUAUAACCACCAGCCGCCUUUCCCUGCUCCACCGCCCAACGUCUAUGCAAUGAACCGACCACCAAUUGAAGGGCCACCGCAUUCACAUCCUCAUGCGCUUCCAGCUCCCGCGUCUCAUUAUUCCCCUUGGCAGGGUGGUCCCCCCCCUCAGUGGUCUUCUCCCGGAACCCGAGCAGCGCGUCACCCUUCUCCCCCAGCUCCGCCGCUUUACGGACAGCCUCUGUACCGCCCGCCUCCUCCACCACCGCAGCCACUACCGCCGCCGCCCCCCGAGUACAGUCAAUCACCCUACGGCCGUCCGGGGCAUCCUUCGCCAUAUGCGAACGUGCCGCCUCCGCCACCCGGUCCUGGUCUGGCGCCUCAACAUUCCCCCCCUCCGCCAGCUGCCUAUGGACAUCAUCCUCCCCCUCCUCCUCCCCAUCAUCCUCAUCAUCCUCAUCAUGCUAUUCCAUCUCCUUCCGCUCCACCGCAAGUCACGCGCCCCCCAUCGCCCCCACGAUACGGUCCUGACCGCCCUCCAGUCCCAUCGCCUCAUCUUGGAUUAGGGCCAUCAAGUCUCUUGUCGCGGGGAUAUCCUGAACCACCCCGUCAAGGAAGCCUCGACUCUCCUGUGAAUGGUUAUGCGGCGCCGCAUCAUACUCCUUCAAGAAUGUAUCCUCAAGGCCCUCCACCACUUCCACCACCUCCCCCGGCUCCGGCAGCCAUGAGGCAAUCUCCAUCAGCACAGUCCUUGGCGCAAAUAGCUCAAGUGGCCGGCGACCAGGGCGUGGGAAGACCGCAUUCCAGGCAAGCUAGUGUUGAGAUGACGGGCACUCCGCGAUUUGGGCCUAGACCAGUCACAGGGAGUCCUCAGCAGAGGCCACUUACCCCCUCUACGGGGCCCGCCUUCAACAGAGACGAUAGGAAAGAUGGGUUAGGGGCGAGUGCUAGCCCGAGUGUGAAGAAUCUGCUUUCUUAG
Molecule: messenger RNA, 5337 nt
Organism: Cladophialophora psammophila CBS 110553
Lineage: Eukaryota; Fungi; Ascomycota; Eurotiomycetes; Chaetothyriales; Herpotrichiellaceae
Exons: 2
Coding region: 1-5337 (1778 amino acids)
Biological process (GO): histone catabolic process
Cellular component (GO): Lid2 complex
Molecular function (GO): chromatin binding; ubiquitin-protein transferase activity
Source: RefSeq, a predicted model, not a curated record